ACACAGUGCGGGGUUCCUUUCACUCUUUUGUGUAACCCCCACCCUUCCCCCCCCAAAAAGGGGGAGAAAAAAAAAUCAAAUCUGGUUUUGUUUGUCAUCUGCGUAUUAGCAGGAACUAAAUCCAGGAUGACGUCGCCUGGGUAUAAAAAAGGGAAGAGGUUCAGAUGGAUUAUACUCCGAGCAGCCCUCUGGGUUGAGAUCAGUGAACAGGCGAGAAUUGAGGGGGAAAAGUUCCAGGGGUGGAUCCUGCGCAUAGACACACGCACACACGCACACGCGCGCACACACACGCACACUCUGCCCGCAGGCUGCCCUCGGAAAAAGCUCUGCUCUUCUCUCUCCGAUCCCUUCUUCAGAUUUCUCCGAAAAGUUUCGAUUUCGUGUCUCUCCAGCCUCCCCCCCCCCAACUCCCCAGCCGCCUACCCCCGUCCCCCCGCCCCAGCCGAUCGCCUGCCCUGCCCCGCACGCCUUGGGCAUGCCUGUGAGCAUGUUCAGCAUCGACAACAUCCUGGCGGCCAGACCCCGCUGCAAGGACUCGGUGCUGCUACCCCCGAGCGCUGCUCCCGUCGUCUUCCCCGGCCUCCAUGGGGACUCGCUCUACGGCAGCGCCUCCGACUACAGCGGAUUUUACACCCGGGCGGUGGCACCGGCCUCCGCGCUGCCGCCGGCGGUCACCGGAUCUCGGCUGGGCUACAACAGCUACUACUAUGGGCAGCUGCAUGUGCCGGCGUCACCCGUGGGCCCUUCCUGCUGCGGGGCAGUACAGCCCCUGGGCACGCAGCAGUGCUCCUGCGUGCCCCCCGCAGGUUACGAGGGCACUGGGUCAGUCCUGAUGUCCCCUGUUCCCCAUCAGAUGUUGCCCUACAUGAACGUGGGCACUUUGUCCCGGACGGAGCUGCAGUUACUGAACCAGCUGCACUGCAGGAGAAAAAGGCGGCAUCGGACGAUCUUCACUGACGAGCAGCUGGAAGCGCUGGAAAACCUCUUUCAGGAAACGAAAUACCCAGACGUGGGCACCAGGGAACAGCUGGCCAGAAGGGUGCACUUAAGAGAGGAAAAAGUGGAGGUUUGGUUCAAAAACCGCCGGGCAAAGUGGAGGAGGCAAAAGCGAUCGUCUUCGGAGGAGUCAGAAAACGCACAAAAAUGGAAUAAAGCGUCUAAAACUUCUCCGGAGAAGAGACAAGAGGACGGGAAAAGUGACCUGGACUCCGACAGCUGAUACCUCGCUGGGGGGGGGACAUUUCUCGUGGAUUGUCGGAUACGCUCCAGAGGAUGCUACUAAUCUUGCACAAGCUCUGCCUUGUUGGAGGGGGAAAAUAUCUGUAUAUAAUGUACAAUGCCCCGAGUUGAUUUCGUGUAAAUAAAAUGUGUUGCGGAGGUGUUGCGCAGGU
Messenger RNA from Pezoporus occidentalis (night parrot), 1391 nucleotides. RefSeq names its product goosecoid homeobox (gene GSC). Gene Ontology annotation, molecular function: DNA-binding transcription factor activity, RNA polymerase II-specific; RNA polymerase II cis-regulatory region sequence-specific DNA binding. Gene Ontology annotation, cellular component: nucleus. The coding region runs from base 476 to 1219 and encodes 247 amino acids. Gene Ontology annotation, biological process: regulation of transcription by RNA polymerase II. The record is from RefSeq and is a predicted model, not a curated record. NCBI's taxonomy places the organism in Eukaryota, Metazoa, Chordata, Aves, Psittaciformes, Psittacidae. The transcript is spliced from 3 exons.